Messenger RNA from Manis pentadactyla (Chinese pangolin), 6375 nucleotides. It is a transcript of the gene SEL1L, whose product is annotated as SEL1L adaptor subunit of ERAD E3 ubiquitin ligase. The record is from RefSeq and is a predicted model, not a curated record. NCBI's taxonomy places the organism in Eukaryota, Metazoa, Chordata, Mammalia, Pholidota, Manidae. The transcript has 21 exons. Gene Ontology annotation, biological process: ERAD pathway. Bases 100 to 2481 code for a protein of 793 amino acids. Gene Ontology annotation, cellular component: endoplasmic reticulum membrane. Gene Ontology annotation, molecular function: protein binding.
AGCAGGAAGAGCACCCGCGAGGCGGCGGCGGCGGACGAGUCGGUGGUGGCGGAGGCGAAAGCAACAGCUCUGGGGGGUGGCAGCCGCCCCGAGAGCAGGAUGCGGGUCUGGGUCGGGCUGACGCUGCUACUCUGUGUGGUGCUGCUGGGCUCGGCCUCGGCGUCGUCGGAUGAGGAAGGAGGUCAGGAUGAAUCCUUAGAUUCCAAGACUUCUUUGCCAUCGGAUGAGUCUGUAAAGGACCAUGGCACAACAGGCAGAGUAGUCGCUGGUCAGAUAUUCCUUGAUUCCGAAGAAUCAGAAUUGGAAUCACCUAUUCAAGAAGAAGACAGCUUCAGGAGCCAAGAAGGGGAAAGUGUCACAGAAGAAAUCAGCUUUCUAGAAUCUCCAAAUGCAGAAAACAAGGACUAUGAAGAACCAACAAAAGUACAGAAACCAGCUUUGACAGCCAUUGAAGGCACAGCUCAUGGUGAGCCCUGCCGCUUCCCUUUUCUGUUCCUGGAUAAGGAAUAUGAUGAAUGCACCUCAGAUGGAAGGGAAGAUGGCAGACUGUGGUGUGCUACAACCUAUGACUACAAAGCAGAUGAAAAGUGGGGCUUUUGUGAAACUGAAGAAGAGGCUGCUAAAAGACGGCAAAUGCAGGAAGCAGAAAUGAUGUACCAGACUGGGAUGAAAAUCCUCAAUGGAAGCAAUAAGAAAAGCCAUAAAAGAGAAGCAUACCGAUAUCUUCAAAAGGCAGCAGGCAUGAACCAUACCAAGGCCCUGGAGAGAGUGUCAUAUGCUCUUCUGUUUGGUGAUUACCUGACACAGAAUAUACAAGCAGCUAGAGAGAUGUUUGAGAAACUGACUGAGGAAGGCUCUCCGAAGGGACAAACUGCUCUUGGCUUUCUUUAUGCAUCUGGACUUGGUGUUAAUUCAAGUCAGGCAAAGGCCCUUGUAUAUUAUACUUUUGGAGCUCUUGGGGGCAACCUGAUAGCUCACAUGGUUUUGGGUUACCGAUACUGGGCAGGCAUCGGAGUCCUCCAGAGUUGUGAAUCUGCACUGACCCAUUAUCGCCUUGUUGCCAAUCAUGUUGCUAGUGAUAUCUCACUGACAGGAGGCUCAGUCGUACAGAGAAUACGGCUGCCUGACGAGGUGGAAAAUCCAGGAAUGAACAGUGGCAUGCUAGAAGAAGAUUUGAUUCAGUAUUACCAGUUCCUAGCUGAAAAAGGUGAUGUACAAGCGCAGGUUGGUCUGGGACAGCUGCAUCUGCAUGGAGGGCGUGGAGUAGAACAAAACCAUCAGAGAGCAUUUGACUACUUCAAUUUAGCAGCUAAUGCUGGCAAUUCACAUGCUAUGGCCUUCUUGGGAAAGAUGUAUUCAGAGGGAAGUGAUAUUGUACCUCAGAGUAAUGAGACAGCUCUUCACUACUUUAAGAAAGCUGCUGACAUGGGCAACCCAGUUGGACAAAGUGGGCUUGGAAUGGCUUAUCUCUACGGGAGAGGAGUUCAAGUUAAUUAUGAUCUGGCACUGAAGUAUUUCCAGAAAGCUGCUGAACAAGGCUGGGUGGAUGGGCAGCUACAGCUUGGUUCUAUGUAUUAUAAUGGCAUUGGAGUCAAGAGGGAUUAUAAACAAGCCUUGAAGUAUUUUAAUCUAGCUUCUCAGGGAGGCCAUAUCUUGGCUUUCUAUAACCUAGCACAGAUGCAUGCCAGUGGCACAGGUGUGAUGCGAUCUUGUCACACUGCAGUGGAGCUGUUUAAGAACGUAUGUGAACGAGGCCGUUGGUCUGAGAGGCUCAUGACUGCCUAUAACAGCUAUAAAGAUGGUGACUACAAUGCCGCAGUGAUCCUGUACCUGCUGCUGGCUGAACAGGGCUAUGAGGUGGCACAAAGCAACGCGGCCUUCAUUCUCGACCAGAGAGAAGCAACCAUAGUAGGUGAGAAUGAAACUUACCCCAGAGCUUUGCUACACUGGAACAGGGCCGCCUCUCAAGGCUACACUGUGGCUAGAAUUAAGCUUGGAGACUACCAUUUCUAUGGAUUUGGCACUGACGUAGAUUACGAGACCGCAUUUAUUCAUUAUCGUCUAGCAUCUGAGCAACAACACAGUGCGCAAGCUAUGUUUAAUCUGGGAUACAUGCAUGAGAAAGGACUAGGCAUUAAACAGGAUAUUCACCUUGCAAAACGUUUUUAUGACAUGGCAGCCGAAGCCAGUCCAGAUGCACAAGUACCAGUCUUCCUAGCACUCUGCAAAUUGGGCGUGGUGUAUUUCUUGCAAUGCAUACGGGAAACAAAUAUUCGAGAUUUAUUCACUCAUCUUGAUAUGGACCAGCUUUUGGGACCUGAGUGGGACCUUUACCUCAUGACCAUCAUUGCAUUGCUGCUGGGAACUGUUAUAGCUUACCGGCAGAGGCAGCACCAAGACAUGCCCGUCCCCAGGCCUCCAGGGCCACGGCCAGCGCCUCCACAGCAGGAGGGCCCACCAGAGCAGCCACCGCCACAGUAACAGCCACUGUGGGCAGCCUUGAUCAGUGACAACCAAGGAGAUUGUUUGCUGAGAACACUUGCAUUUGAUUUACAACUUUGGAUCAGUGGCCAUCUCCUGGAAGAGGCACAAGGAAGCAUUGAAUUCCUAAAGCUGCUUAGAAUCUGAUGCCUUUAUUUUCAGGGAUAAGUAACUCUUACCUAAACUGAAUGUUUGUUUCAGUGCCGUAUGGAAUAACAACUCUCAAUGGCUUUCCUUGUUUCUUCUCCUCAUUUUAUUCUUGUUCUUUUUUUGUUUUUAUGGAAACAUGAGACACAGUCAUGUCUACUCUUAUCCAGCUGUCUUUUCUGGGUCCUUUGGGUUAUUCGCUCAAUGUGCCUAAGUUCUUCUAUCAACCACCUUUAACAUCUUCUGCAUCGACACUAAAAACUGAUCAAUGGAAAAAAGAAAACCCAGUUAGUUGAAAGUUUAACCUUAACAUGUUUGAAAGUCUGAAACUAGACCUUGCCUUUUAAGUAUAAAAAAAAAAAAAAAAAAACACUUCAGAAUGUGUCAGAACAUCGAUAACUGAGAAACUUUACCAAUCCACAUGCAAGUAUACAUAUUCAUAUUUGUUAAUUUAUAAGGGACAUUUGGGAGGUUUCCUAUUAACAGUGAUUAUCCUGCUUUUUACCAUACUUCCCUCCUUCAAAGACUGAAAGGCCUUGUUAAAGAGUUUCCUAACAUGUGAAUUUGUCCCACCUACUCAGUGUAAUUUGCUUGUUUGUUUUGAGUGUAUAGAGCUUGGAUCUGGAAGCCAGAGGAUGGACUAAGUGAAAGAAAUUAGAAGAUAAUAUGAAAGAACUCUGGGUGGGGUACUAAGAUCAUAGAAACACUUUCCUGAAAGUUGAAGCAUUUAUUCCCAGGAUUUAUUUUACUUUGCAUUUCUUAUUGCAAAAGAAUAGAUCACCCUCCUGAAUUCUUUAAAUAUGAAAUGUCAUUGCCAGGAUAUGGCAUGCAGUGACUACCAUUAUACUACUAAAACUCAGAGAGUGUAAGAUGCGUUAAAUUCAGCAGUUGAGGAAAGCUAAAGCCUGUGUAUCCUGUUCAGGUAGAUUUUAUUUCUGCAGUUUUAUACUACAGUAGAAAGUCAUUCCCUUGCGUAGUUACCACAUUCACCACCCUCCCGCUGUUAACAUUAGGGAAAUGAAGGGAGUUGUGUGUUAAAUAGUAUGGAAGAAAAACAACAGAGAACAGAACUUCAUUUAUCAUAAAAAUGAAAAAAUUUAAACCAAAUUUGUUUUCUUUUGUCAGAUGGUGGUAUUCACCAACCUACAUCUAGUCUGAGACUGCCUGAGUAUCUGAGCAGGCUUUCUGUGCCUGCUGACCUCACUCUGUAUUAGUGUUUAUGCUUCUUCCAUAAUCCCCCAUCUGCCAGAAAACUUGAAGUUUAUUAACUGUAGAGUUGUAAGACUUUGGAUUUUGAAGUUGGGGUUGUAUUUAGAACUAGAUUUAAUUAGUCUGUAAUGAACAUGAAGGCUUUAAAUGUGAUGUUGUAUGCUUUUUUGUGUGUGUUUAGAGUAUUACGAGAAACCUGGUAAGCAAACUUUCCUCCCAAAUAAUUACUUCCAAAGUUGAAGAGGUGGCCAUGGAGAGAACCAUAUGUAUAAAAGCAUAUCUGAAAGGUAGGAAAUUUUACUCAGAAAAGUGUAAUAUCGUUUGGGGCAUCUCUUAGAUAUUAAGACUUGUUUGAUGUCUUAACACUGAGAUUUGAGUGCCGUUGGUACAAGAUGUUGGCGACUUCACCACUGCCUCCUCUCCCACCCUUCAAAUAAGUCGAGUCCGUUGUGGCAGCCACACUUCAUUUCAGAGGAACUGUUUUAAUUUAGUUAAGUGUUUUAAAAUCCUCUAAGAUGAAUAAACCUUUACCAUCCACCUCAUUUCUCCUUUCACAACUUUUUAAUUCCUAUCUCUACUUCCCUCAUUAGUAUUUUGAAAAAGCAUUUUGUAAAACAGCAUGUGCCUAUAGCUAGAUGGCAAAGCAUGGUUUUUCCUACAGUAACAGACGUCCCAUGAGUUUACCAUUUGCCAUGUCCUUUUUAUUUCUACUAUUACAAACAUCCUUUUCUUGGCUUUUUUGCACCUCCUGUUUUACCCUGGGUCAUAUGCUACUGGAAAUUGGAAGGGUAUCUUUAAAAUAACUUGUUUCUAUGGCUUCAUGACUCCAGUCCUUAUGGCUGUCUCAAAAUACUUCACUCCCUUUUUCUUUUUGUUCAUGGGACAUGAUACCUAAGCAAAUAGGAACUGGGUUUGGUGUUUCUCCUAAAAUAAUGCUCAAUAUUUACCUAAACAAAUGGCAUCCAUUUGAAUAAAAUGACCAUAACUAAAGCUAGUUAAUGUCAGUGACAUUAAACUAACUCCAGGAUUCAGGAGUUUUAAUGUUAGAAUUUAGAGUUAGCAGCUAGAGUGUAGCUUCAUUUCUCCUUGGCAGCCUGUCCCCACGACCCCUUUGAUAGUCUUGUCUUCCUGCCUUUGAAGGUGAUGGCAGUGGUAGUCUACUUAGUUAUCUUCUCCUGUUAUCUGCUUUGUUGGUUAGUAAACUGUUUUAAUCUUGAGACUAUCGUUUUGCUUUUAUUUUAUGUUAAAAAGGUAGCAUUGGUCUUCAGAUUUUUUUCUUUAUGUGUUUGAAGUUUUUGUUUCUGUUUUCUGAGUAAAGUGUAUUUUUGGUUAAUAUUCAGUGGCACGAAGAAAGUAAAAAGCCCUUUUUUCCCCCAAAAAUUCACUAUUUAGCUCUUAAAUGAGAUUAAUUUAUGAAUCACUAAUCUUAAGUACUCUUGAGAAUUUGUUACCUUGUGCAUAUAAGGUUAAUUUGUGAAAGUUUUACUGCUAAGCUGUUUUAUCUCUGUAUCAUUGAGAAGUUUUAGAGACUUCUACCCAUGAUCUGGUGAUGACCUGAUACUUUAUUUAACUAAGCAGUUGCUGUUGCCUCCAGAAAACUUAAGUAUUUUAUAUAGAAUUUUUUUUUUUUGCUUUGUUUUUCCCUCCUUUCUUUGUUCUUCAAACCAGUGUUUUGGAAGUAUGCAUGCAAGCCUGUAAGUGAAGAACACAACUCUUCAUGUGUAGCAUGUGUAUUAUCAUUUAGCUACAUCUGCAAAAGACUUCCUUUACAGAGGUUUGGACUAACAUUUCACAUGCACAUUUCAAAACAAAAUGCUUCAGAUAAACAGCCCCUUUACCUGCCAAGAGGAGCAUUGUGGGCUGCACUUGCCCCACUGACAGCUAGGAUUUGUUUUGAAAGUGUAUUUAAUAUUUAUUGCACAAUAUUAUGACUAGAAGUGUGCAAGAAAUAAAAGAAACUCUUAUUUUCAUGAAAAUUCUUUCAUCAGUCAUUACCCUCGAAAAAAAGUGAAAAUAUAAAUUUCUGAAUACCAUAUUGUCCGAGGCACUACCGGAUUUUUAAAUGUGUGGUAGUCAUUGAAAAGAAGCUAAAUUUCUCCGUCUUGGUAUUUAAAGAAAAUCUAAAAUAUCCCAAGUAAAAAUCAUUUGUAUUUUAAAAUGACUGUACAAAUAAAUACUGAUUUUGUGUGCAUGAGAAGGGUGUCUUGGUUGUGUGCAGGGAGUCAUCUCAGAUGUACCAUUUUUCCUAUUUGGAAUGACAAACAAGCUGACGCUAUGAUUAAAAAAAAUCAAAAUGUUCAUGCGAUCAAGGUAUAACCACUAUCAAUAUUUAGGAGAAAUUUAAAAGACCAUAAGCUGGCAUUGGAAGGAACACCAUAACAGACUUUUUUGUAAAUUUAUUUUGUAUUUAAUUAAAUACAGUAUAAAGGCUGGUGAAGUGUAAUAUAAUUGUGUAAACAAAUCCUGUUAAUAGAGAGAUGUACAGAUUCAUUUUGUACUGUAUCUUGAAACUUGUGAAAUAAAGACUCCACCUCUGGU